Molecule: messenger RNA, 552 nt
Organism: Meloidogyne enterolobii
Lineage: Eukaryota; Metazoa; Nematoda; Chromadorea; Rhabditida; Meloidogynidae
Source: the annotation of a GenBank genome assembly
AUGUUUAGAUUAAAUGUAAGAGCACCAUGUAAAAUGGAUUUGAAAAUGUUUCCGUUUGACUCCAUUGUUUGUCACUUAAUUUUCGAGUCAUACUCCUUCAAUACUGAAGAAGUUAGGCUUGUAUGGCAUGAAACGCCUGUGACGGUCUUUAAAAAAAUUUUUAAAAUUUUAAUUCAAAAAAAUUUUUUUGAGAUGAUGGAAAAAGUAGAACUGCCAGAUUUUGAUUUAAUUGGAUGGGGGACAGAUCACGAAAGAUUAGAAUACCCAAAUGGAAUAUGGGACCGUGCUCAAGUAAAAUUUACAUUCGCUAGACGCUACGGCUUUUACCUCUUUCAAUCCUACUUCCCAACAAGUCUAACUGUCAUUAGCUCGUGGGUAGGGUUCUUCUUUGAUGUUCGUUCUGUAUCGGCGAGGAUUACACUUGGCGUUUCUUCACUUUUAGCCUUAACUUUUCAAUUUGGAAAUGUUCUUAGGUUAAAUUUCAAAAAUAGAAAAAAAUUUUUGAAAAAUUUUAAAUUAGAAAAAUAUUUUUAUGGAUAUCUAGUUAAGUAG